UACGUUAAACGCAAAAGCCGAUUGUCACGUGAUUAUCAUAUGACUAGAAGAAAUGGAGAGUGCACCGUUGAUAUUCCUUCUCUUAUGGACAUAUAUUGCUUGUCCCGUAGUUCCGAUGCCACUCCAUGCCAGCUGUAAGGCGGAGUGGAAUUUUUCAGCAGAUUGCAUGGCUAUAGAGAAUCGCCUUGUUACAAUAAUCAACCAGUGGGGUGGCCCUGACAACUGUAAGAAUGGUGGAGAGAGAUGUCUGUACAAGUUGAAGACAAAAACAGACACAGAGAUUACAGCAACUCAUGAAACACCUAAGAAACAUUAUGUAGAUGAUUUGACCUUCACCUUCAUAAAAACGUCAGAUAAUGCGUGCACAGUGAAGGGUUUUUCAACUUCUGAGACAUGGUAUGCUCUUCUUGAUCAAGGAACAAACUACUGCAAUCUCCAUAACCUUAUUACAGGAGCAGACUUGGACAAACUACCUGGAUACAAGGAGACAACAAGUAAUUCAGUGUGUACACAGUACACCAAGGCUGACUGUGAUAAAUAUUGAACUAUUUAAGCAUAGACAGAUUAGCAAUGACACUCUCAACUGACAAUUCAUCAACCUUUCUUGAACAAUAUUAUAGUGUGUGUUUGUGUUCAAUGAGUGCAUGCAUGUGUGCCUUUGUGUGUGGUUAUAUUUUGUAAAAAAAAAAACGAUCUGAUGCCGUGGUUUAGUCAUCUAAUGACUUACAGAGGGUUACUAUGAAUAUUAUAAUUUAUGGUAUCUGAUCCACAAUUAGGUAAAAUUUCGAUUCCUGAUGACUCCAUGUUUUUUGUAUCAUUCUGCUGAACAAGAAUUAGUAAAUAUUAUAACCAUAAAUAAUAUGCAAGAAUCAUUACAUUCAUAUUUUUGACUGUGAAAUGAUAAAACUUACACUGUAAUAGAUUUCUGUUGAAGAAUCACUGAAGAUUAAAAAGUAAAAAAAAAUCAAAAUUCUAUAACAUAUUUUUGUCGUAAUUUAUAUUUUCUUUUUCAGUAGGCAUUACACUUUCAAAUGAUACCAAAUUAUAUGAGCUUACCAGGCAUCAAUAUUUGAUAUAUUUUAUAACACUGUUAUAAGAACUUGCUUAUUUCCUUAAACAUGCAUUUCUGUGAACUCAUUAAUAUUGAUAGGGUACUAAUUUUAUAGAUUGCACAAAUCCACGAAACAAAAUCCAAAUGUAAGUUUCCAUUCUUACCAGUGGUAAUCGACAAAUUCAUAUCCAAAUGAAAUAGUCGUUUUGGACAGAACACAAAAUUUAAUAUCCAAGAAAUCAAAUGAUUUUACAGUAUUUCAGAAGUCAAAUCACUAUUACUAAUUCCUAUU
This is a messenger RNA of Mercenaria mercenaria, 1343 nucleotides long. RefSeq lists its product as uncharacterized. The record is from RefSeq and is a predicted model, not a curated record. NCBI's taxonomy places the organism in Eukaryota, Metazoa, Mollusca, Bivalvia, Venerida, Veneridae. Bases 53 to 544 code for a protein of 163 amino acids. The transcript has 5 exons.